Molecule: messenger RNA, 492 nt
Organism: Paramecium octaurelia
Lineage: Eukaryota; Ciliophora; Oligohymenophorea; Peniculida; Parameciidae
Source: the annotation of a GenBank genome assembly
AUGAGGUCGAAAUAGCUCUUAAACUUCGAUCUUAAUAAGUUAGGAAAGAGGGGAUUAGGGAAAUUUUUUUGUGAAUAAUGUGGGUCAGGACCAUAAAUAUCUGCAGUAUCUUAUAGCUCAUAUUUGCGAUAAAAAAUUUUGGGAAAACACCUAAUAAAAAUUAAUUAGGAAAAAAUUUGUAACCCAAUUCAAAUUAUGAAGGAUAUAAUUCUUUCAAAUCCACCUUAGUCACAAGAAUAACCCAAUUAUGACUCAGGAAGAGCAACACCCUUUUAAAAUAAACUCUCAAUCAACUUAAGCCAUUAAUAUUGUAAGUUGGAAUAUACCCUCUCUAAAACCAACUACAAUGUAAGUUAUCAAGGAAUAUUAUCCCGACAUAAUAUGUUUGUAAGAAACCAGAUAACAUAUUUAAUCAAGUUCCAACUAUCAUUUUAUUAUAUUUUCUUAUAGUUUCUUUUAAAAAUUAUAGAAUAAAAUCAGACAAUCGUAUGA